Messenger RNA from Onthophagus taurus, 1588 nucleotides. Its product is annotated as saccharopine dehydrogenase-like oxidoreductase. The record is from RefSeq and is a predicted model, not a curated record. Gene Ontology annotation, cellular component: lipid droplet; mitochondrion; plasma membrane. NCBI's taxonomy places the organism in Eukaryota, Metazoa, Arthropoda, Insecta, Coleoptera, Scarabaeidae. Gene Ontology annotation, biological process: glycolipid biosynthetic process.
AUAGAUGCUGUUGAGGUUGCAUUGAUUCAUUUCGUGUGUGUUAGUCGCUACGUCGAACAUAUUAUAACAACACAUGGCUAAUCGAUUAGAUAUCGUAAUAUUCGGGGUUACCGGCUUUACGGGACUCAGAACCAUCCCAUAUAUUACAAAUAUUAUAAAACAACAUAAUUUAUCCUUAACAUGGGGUGUGGCUGGAAGAUCAGAGACCAAAAUCAAGCGAAUGUUAAAGGAACUUGGUCAAAGAAAUGGAGUUAAUUACGAUAAUAUUCCGAUUAUAAUCGCGGAUGUAAACGAUGAAAACUCCUUAAUAAAGAUGACUUCUCAAGCUAGGAUCAUCAUAAAUGCUUGUGGGCCUUAUAUUCUUUAUGGUGAACAAGUGGUUAAAGCUUGUAUAGAAACUGGAACUCACCAUGUUGAUGUUAGUGGAGAAUCUAUUUUUAUUGAAAAAAUGCAAUUGUUGUACCAUGAGGAGGCCAAAGCUAAAGGAAUUUAUAUUGUAAGUGCUUGUGGAAUGGAUAGUAUUCCAGCUGAGAUGGGAAUUGUUUAUUUAAAAAAUAAUUUUGAAGGAACAUUGAAUUCUGUUGAAACAUAUAUGUAUUCAAGCAUAACAGAUUUACACCUAGGUGGACCAGCAGUAAAUACUGGUACAUAUAAUUCUAUAAUAUACAUGUUAUCAAACUUCUUUAAAACUCAUUCUCAGCGAAAAUUGUUGUUUAAAACAAAACUUCCAUCAAUGCAGCCAAAACUUAAUAUGAAAAUAAUUCAUAAAAGUGAUGUGAUCAAUCGUUGGUGUUUACCACUACCAGAGCCAGAUCUUGCUGUUAUAAAAAGAUCUCAACAUCUUAAUUAUGAUUUAUACAAUGAACGUCCUAUUCAAGUUAAUUGUUAUUCAGGAUUUGGUUCAGUAUUUUUUAUGAUAUUGGCAAUGAUUUAUGGAUUUUGGUUAGCAAUGUUUAGUCAGUUUUCGUUCACCCGAAACUUAUUGCUUAAAUAUCCCAGAUUCUUUUCUUAUGGAAUAUUUAGUCCUGAAGGACCAUCUGAAGAACGUCAAGAAGCUACUAUUUUCAAUUUAAAAUUACAUGGUAAAGGUUGGUCAGAAAAGUUGAAAGAUCCUCUUCUUCAACCUGAUUCCCCACCAAAUAAAGAAAUUAUUGCUAAAGUAUCCGGAAAGAAUCCAGGAUAUGGGUUAACAUGUGCAGCUUUUGCACUUUCAGCUAUUAUGAUUCUUACUGAAGCAGAUAAAAUGCCUGAAAAGGGCGGCGUUUAUCCACCUGGAAUAGCGUUUGCUAAGACUUCAAUUAUUGAAAAAUUACAAGAAAAUGGUGUUAAAUUUGAGUUGUUAUCUAAAAACUAAUUCAAAAUAUUAAUUAUUAAAUAUUAUUUUUGUAUUAACAUUUAUCUUAAUAUAUUUUUAUAAUUUUUAAUAUAAUAUAUGUAUUCACAUCUAAUAAGUAACCACAAUUACCUAUAUGAUUCUGGUAAUAGCUCUUUUAAAGUAGGUACCUACAUAAACUUUAUGCAUACUUAAAUAAAGUAAUAUUAAUUAAUUAAAUAAACGAUUUUGGUAUAUAAAUGUUAAUUUAAAAAU